This is a messenger RNA of Salpingoeca rosetta, 3328 nucleotides long. Its product is annotated as myosin. Gene Ontology annotation, molecular function: ATP binding; protein binding; cytoskeletal motor activity. Gene Ontology annotation, cellular component: myosin complex. The record is from RefSeq and is a predicted model, not a curated record. The transcript is spliced from 23 exons. Bases 137 to 3067 code for a protein of 976 amino acids. Lineage: Eukaryota; Choanoflagellata; Craspedida; Salpingoecidae.
AUCUGCUUGUUGGUUGGUUUGCGCCUCUUGUUCUUCCUUCCACUGCCACACACUUUCCCAUCAACUCCACCUACGUCUCUUUGCGUUCACCUUCUUUCCGCCGCCCUCCUUGACCAACAACAACAGCCACUCCACGAUGGCUCGCCCACCCAAGCCAUGGCUGAAGGGCCAGGUCGAUGAUCUUGUGUCUCUUCCCCAGCUGGACGACACGAUCCUCUUGCAAGAGCUGCACGAGCGAUACAAGCUCAAGAAGAUCUACACCUAUGUCGGUGACAUUCUGGUGGCUGUCAACCCCUUUGAGCAGCUCCCCAUCUACGGCAAGGAGAUUCAAGCCAAGUACUAUGACAGCGUCAAGUCGUCCAACCCGCCGCACAUUUUCGCCAUUGCGGAUCAGGCCUACUUCACCAUGGUCCGCAACUCCCGCAACCAAUGCGCCGUCAUCAGCGGCGAGUCUGGCGCCGGCAAAACGGAGAGCGCAAAGCUGCUGAUGCGCCACAUCAUCCACCUGUGCCACUCUGGGACGGAGGGCCAGGACAUUGAGCAGCGCGUCAUCGAGGUGAACCCGCUGCUCGAGGCAUUUGGCAACGCGGCCACUCGCAUGAACCACAACUCGUCUCGCUUCGGCAAGUACACCGAGGUCAACUUUGACAACAACGGCCACGUCGUCGGCGCCAAGAUCUCGCAAUACCUGCUUGAGAAGUCGCGUGUUGUGAAGCAGAACACCGGUGAGAACAACUUCCACGUGCUGUACUACGUGUUUUCGAGCCCAAAGGCGCAGGCACUCGGCCUCACCAGCCCGCGCGACUUCCCAUACGUCAGCACCACCCCUGGCCUUCCCAACGCUGCAAGGAUGUACUCCAGUGUCGUGCAGGCGCUGGACACCGUCGGCUUUUCCCCGAGCGAGCAAGACAACAUCCACGCCAUCCUGGCUGCGGUGCUGCAUAUUGGCAACCUCGCAUACUCGGAAGCCCGCCCAGACCAGGCGCAGGUCUCAAGCAGCCCCCAGCUCGUUGCAAAGAUCUCUGAGCUGCUCGGCCUCAACCCGGAGGAGCUGAAGGAGGCACUCACGGCAAAGACGACCUACACGCGCGGCGAGACCAUCCGCCGCACGUACUCGUGCGAGCUGGCGCUGGUGUGCAGGGACGCAUUUGCAAAGGCCCUGUACGGUCGCCUCUUCGAGUGGAUCGUGUCCCACAUCAACACGCUUCUCGCGCCAGGCAUGUCCCAUAGCACGAAGAAGAACCUGCUUGAGAUUGGCAUUCUCGACAUCUUCGGCUUUGAGCACUUUGACCGCAACGGGUUCGAGCAGCUGUGCAUCAACAUUGCCAACGAACAACUGCAAAACUUCUUCAACGAGGUACGGAACCACCCGGUUGUCGUGGCGGUAUGUGAGAUUACACACAUUACUACUGCCACGCACGCACACACACACACACACACACACACACACACACACACACACACACACACACAAAUCCCCGGCCUCUCCCCGCCCCUUCUCACUCCUGCAGUUGAGAAGUACAAGCAGACGUUUGCCUCGCACAAGGACUUCGCCCCCGCCCGCACGAGCGAGCCGUGCUUCACCAUCCACCACUAUGCCGGAGACGUGACGUACCACACGGAGGGAUUCCUGGACCGCAACAAGGACGAGCUGCCCGCCGACGUCGUCGGCCUGUGCUUCAGCAGCAACGUGCCCCUCAUCCACCAGAUGUUCGAGGCGAACCAGGACGGCCAGCCAGGCAAGGGAGGGUCUGCUGGUACGAUGAACACGGCCCGCAAGCGCGCACCGACCGUCGGCCACCAGUUCACAUCGUCCCUCCGCGAACUUGUGGCCAAGAUGCAGCGGUGCAUGGCCCACUUUGUGCGCUGCAUCAAGCCAAACUACGAGCAGGAGCCAAACAACUACGUCGACGAGUUUGUUGACCGCCAGCUUCGCUACACGGGUAUGCUUGAGACCACGCGCAUUCGCCGCGAAGGUUUCUCCUUCCGCCCGUCGUUUGCGGACUUUAUGGAGCGAUUUGGCAUCCUUGCAUACGGGCCCUCGGCGCAGGUCGCCCCCUCUGCAGAGACGUGCCGCACCGUGCUGUCCAAGUCCAACGUUGGCGGGUGGCUCGUGGGAAAGACGAAGGUGUUCCUCAAGUACUGGCAGGUGGAGCAGCUUGACAAGAGCAUCAAGCUCUAUCACGACAACGCAAAGACCCUGCAGAAGCUCGCCCGCGGGUUUUCCGUCCGCAAGUUCGUGCGGACGGUGCGUCAGAAGCGGAUGGAGCAGCUGCAGCAGAUCAAGGCCUUCAGCGCCGAUCUCUCCCGCACCGCCGCCCACUACUCGAACCUGAUUAGCAGCCACGCCGCUGAGGACAUGCGCCGCUUUGCCGCCGGCAUCAAGCCAAAGCCCGCCGCACCGCCAAAGCCGCGCAAGUCCGAGAAGGAACUCAAGCGCGAAGCGUCCAUCACGUGGUGGCGCGAGAAGGAGCAGCCAAAGGGCGCCGGCCAGGACGCCAACGGACAAAUGCUGGAUUGGUUCCACGGCAUCAUCUCUCGUCAGGAAGCGGAGCGUCUCCUCAAGCCCCGCUUCAUUGGCACGUUCCUUGUGCGUGUGUCUGAGAACCGGUUCGGGUACACGCUGUCGUACCGCGUCGCGGACCGCUGCCGCCACUACAUGAUUGAGCAGGACACGCGCGGUCGGUACGCGCUUCGUGGCGCGGACAAGGUCUGCAACAGCCUCAACGAGCUGAUUGAGUGGUUCACUCGCCACCGCAUCAACCCGGAGGGCGACAUGCUGCGCGAACCGUGCGGCCAAGAGAUUAACGUUGUGACUGGUGAAAUGGAGUGCAACUACGGCGAGCUUGUUGGCGGCGGGUACAAGCCCAUGGCACCAGCUGCCUCCCGCCCGCUGCCAUCGCUGCCCUCGCGUGGAGGUGGCGAUGAUGCUCCACCGCCAGUCCCGCGCAAGGCCAAGCCCGCGCACCUCGGCGGCGGCGCCCCACCGCCCAUCAUGCGCGACCGGAAGCCGACGCUGGAUUCUGGCCCGCCGCCCAUCAGCCGCGCAACGAAGCCGCGGUUGUGAUCUGGUGGUUGCCCUGCCCGUCGGCAGCAGGCAGUACAACUGCAUGCGCUUCUCACGCAUGCAUACGCGUGUGUCUUGUUGUUCGUGCUGGCCUUUUUGUCUUCCCGUGGCUGGGAAACCUGUUUCUCCCAGUUUCCCCUGAUGCCACACAGUGUGGUCGUGUUGCAUGUUGACUUGUUUCCUGGCUUCGCUUGCCUCUGUUGUUUCCACCCCUAACAAUUUCCUCCGUUGACAAAUAUACACACGAAGCAAGCUCCGACA